AUUUUUUUAACUUUAUUUUUUAUAAUUUAGAGCCCUGUGCUUUAAUUUUUAUUGAUGAAUAUUUGAAAUGAGUGAUAAUGACGAUGUUAACGCGUCUAUUGCGCAUAUUGUGCUGUGCUGUGUUGCCGGCCAAGGGCUUAGCCGCAUGCAUACCGGAGGCUUCACGCACCCGGGUAUGCACGCCAACUUCUUCGUACACGGGAUAUUGGGAUUUUUACACUACCAGAGCGGGAAGUUCAACAAUGAUUUCAAAUCAGCCUACGCUCUCAGUUACGCGGCGUCCAAAUAUUUAGCACUUCCAUGUUUGAACGCGGACUUGUAUCGCGGUGACCACAGCAGCAGCAUCCAUCUUGUCUCUGGUCUAAUUCCGUUCACUCUGGCGUUGGCGGGAAACGACCAUGUGCAUCUUGGAAAUCUGAUAAUUGCAUGUAAUAUCGUGUCUUUGUGCAUGUAUGCUCAUAAAUAUGAGAGAGUUUGGGGUUGGUAUACAGCUGGCUCGGGGGUGUUGGCGUAUUUUGUGACUACUACUGUAGCGAAACGCGUGUCGUAUCCGUUGUGCUUGGCGCUGAUGGAGUAUUGCGCGUAUAGACUUUUUCAUAUUCAUUUUGCAGCGCCUUGA
Colias croceus (clouded yellow) is the source of this 619-nucleotide messenger RNA. RefSeq lists its product as uncharacterized. Bases 68 to 619 code for a protein of 183 amino acids. The record is from RefSeq and is a predicted model, not a curated record. The transcript has 2 exons. Lineage: Eukaryota; Metazoa; Arthropoda; Insecta; Lepidoptera; Pieridae.